AUGGCUAUCAGGGCUUUUGGUCAGAGUCAUAUGUACAGGGUGUGGCGACAGAUCGAACCUGUAGUCUGCCUUGGAGCAGCUGUUGGUCUCUGUUGGGCAGCUUGGAGCUACUACGCGCGCAAGUCAUGUCUGCGCACCUACGGACGCUACAUGAACGGCAACACAAGCGGCCCGGUGGUCGGCCGGGAUGACGAGAUCGACAGUGUCGUCUCCAUUCUCUGCUGCAAGACCAAGAAUUGUGUGGCACUCGUCGGAGCCCCAGGGGUGGGCAAGACGGCCAUCGCCGAGGGCCUCGCGCAACGGAUUGCUGCUGGGAAGGUCCCUGCCGAGCUUUCCAAGGCACGUGUCGUGGAGGUUGAUCUGGGGGCCAUGGUGGCCGGCACUGCACUGCGUGGUAUGUUUGAAGAGAGAAUGAAGACCAUGAUAAAGAAGGCGGAAAAUUCGGGCGGCAAUAUAAUUCUCUUCAUCGACGAGAUGCACAUGCUGAUUGGCGCCGGUGAUAAAUGGGGAAGCAAUGAUGCUGCUAAUAUUGUGAAACCCGCGUUGGCCCGUGGUCGUAUCCGCUGUGUGGGCGCGACAACUUUUGAUGACUACCGCAAGUACAUUGAGAAGGAUGCAGCGCUCGAACGGCGGUUCCAGAAGGUGCAUAUUGAAGAACCGAGCACGCAGGCGACCAUUGCCAUUCUGUGGGGCAUAAAGCAGCAGUAUGAACGGCACCAUAGCUUGGAAAUCCAAGAUGCCGCUAUUGUUGCUGCUGCAGAGCUCACUGGCCGCUACAUCACUGGUCGUCAAUUUCCUUGUAAGGCUAUUGAUCUGAUUGAUGCGGCGUGUGCUACUGCAAAGAAAAUGAUGCAGAUUGACAGUCAAGAAAAGGAAGAGGACACUGUGAAGAAAGCAAUUGUUGCACCAAAUCAUGUCGCACAAGCUGUGAGCCGAUGCACCGGAAUUCCUGUCUCUAUGCUUGAUCAAGAGGAGAAGGAUAGGUUAAUCCACCUAGCGGAUAGACUUCAUGAGCGAGUUGUUGGCCAGGAUGAAGCGGUAAAUUUGGUUGCAGAAGCAGUCUUACGUUCCAGGGCUGGCCGUGAUCAGCCUGGCCAACCCAUAGGCUCGUUCCUCUUCUUAGGAUUGACUGGUGUUGGAAAGACAGAGCUUGCAAAAGCUCUUGCCGAGCAGCUAUUCGACAGUGAGAAAAUGUUGGUUCGCAUUGACAUGUCUGAAUAUGUUGGGUUUGGAGCUGUGGCGCGCCUAAUUGGAGCUGCACCAAGCUGCAUUGCCUAUGAUGAUGGUGGACAACUGACUGAAAUAGUGAGGAGGCGCCCAUAUAGUGUCAUCCUUUUUGACGAGGUGGAGAAGGCAGAUCCCUUGGUGCUGAAUGUUUUUAUUCAACUUCUUGAUGAUGGUGUUCUGACUGAUGGCAAAGGCUGGACCGUAGAUUUCAAGAAUACUAUCAUCAUUAUGACCUCAAAUCUAGGAGCAGAGCACCUAACAGCUGGAAUGGCUGGAGAAAGCACAAUGGAAGCUGCAAAGGAGCUUGUGAUGAAAAAGGUUCACAAACACUUUAAGCCUGAAUUUCUGAACAGACUGAGCGAGGUGGUGAUAUUUGAGCCACUUCUGCAUGACAAACUGAAGGAGAUUGUAAAAAUUCAGAUGAAAAGUGUCACUGCAAGGGUAGCUGCCAAGAGCAUCUCUCUGUCUGCAAGCGAUGCUGUGUUGGACGGUAUAUUGUUGGAAUCAUGCAACCUAAUGUAUGGCGCAAGGCCCAUAAGGAGGUGGGUGCAGAAGAAUGUGAUGACAGUGCUGUCCCGGAUGCUGCUCAAAGGUGAAGCCGUUGAAGGCUCAACUAUCGUCAUUGAUGCUACGGAUGACAAAACGGGGCUCAAGUACGAAGUGUUAAAUCCACAAGGCAAGAGUCCAGUGGUGGAACUUUCCUGUGACAAGACAAAGGUGACAUAA
Messenger RNA from Triticum dicoccoides, 1953 nucleotides. RefSeq names its product chaperone protein ClpB1-like. Gene Ontology annotation, cellular component: cytoplasm. Bases 1 to 1953 code for a protein of 650 amino acids. NCBI's taxonomy places the organism in Eukaryota, Viridiplantae, Streptophyta, Magnoliopsida, Poales, Poaceae. Gene Ontology annotation, molecular function: ATP binding; ATP hydrolysis activity. Gene Ontology annotation, biological process: cellular response to heat. The record is from RefSeq and is a predicted model, not a curated record. The transcript is spliced from 9 exons.